AUGGAUUUACCAAAAUUCAGCGGACAGUAUAAGGAAUGGAAGUCAUUCAUCGAUGGAUUCAAAAUGAUGGUUGGACAGAAGAGGAAUAUCACCCCAAUCGAGAAGAUGAUCAGACUGGAAGGCUGCCUAGUAGGGGAUGCGAGAACCAUUAUCGCAAAUCUGACAACAACAAACGAACACUACGAGAUUGCAAUGCAGAAACUCACUAAUCGCUACGACAAUCAGAGGCUAAUCGUCACCUCAUUGCUCACUAACCUCAUGAGCAUGACACCAAUGAGUAACAAGUCGGCGAAAGGUCUCAGUGAAGUCAUCGAUAUAACUACAUCAACACUCGACGGGUUAAAAGCACUGCACAUCAACAUAGAAGGCUGGGAUGCAAUCAUCAAUCACCUCUUGAGGACAGCAAUCGAUCCAGGCACGAGGGAAAAAUGGGAAGAGAAGCUAGGAGCGUCCACCACGGUGCCCCCAUUGCAGGAAUUUAUGGAAUUCCUAAAAGCCAGAGCAAAUCCCCUCGAGAGUGUCGAUGACAAAAACCAAACCAACCCAACAACAGGGAAAAGCCAUAACUAUGGAAAAUCAAACGUAAUUAGGAAAUCCACGGUUCAUACUCACACAGCAUCCAGCACGAACACUCGAAGAGAAAAGAGAUCAGAAAUAGUUCCAGCGAACCAGGUAGGAUCCAAGGACAAGAGCUGCGUACUAUGCAAGGGAAAUCACUUCAUAGGAUACGCCUGUACAAAGUUCAAGGACAUGACGCUUAAGCAACGAAGAGAAACCAUUCAACAGCCGAAUCUAUGCUGGAACUGCCGAGGACCUCAUAAAGUCGAGAAUUGCAGCAGUGAACAGACGUGUCAAAUAUGUGCUAGUCAUCACCAUAUAUUAAUUCACGAAACCAAAAACAUCGCCUCAGCAAGUGAGAAAACUGGCACAUCAACAUCAUCAAGUCCCAAUAACUGA
This is a messenger RNA of Fopius arisanus, 957 nucleotides long. RefSeq lists its product as uncharacterized. The record is from RefSeq and is a predicted model, not a curated record. The coding region runs from base 1 to 957 and encodes 318 amino acids. The transcript has a single exon. NCBI's taxonomy places the organism in Eukaryota, Metazoa, Arthropoda, Insecta, Hymenoptera, Braconidae.